AUGGAGCUGGAGGAGUUAGGGAUCCGAGAGGAAUGUGGCGUGUUCGGGUGCAUCGCCUCAGGAGAGUGGCCCACGCAGCUAGACGUGCCACAUGUGAUCACUCUGGGACUCGUGGGGCUGCAGCACCGGGGUCAGGAGAGUGCUGGUAUUGUGACCAGUGAUGGAAAUUCGAUACCCACAUUCAAAACACACAAGGGAAUGGGUCUUGUAAAUCACGUAUUUACUGAAGACAAUUUGAAGAAAUUAUAUACUUCAAAUCUUGGAAUUGGACACACAAGGUAUGCCACUACAGGAAACUGUGAAUUAGAAAAUUGCCAGCCCUUUGUUGUUGAAACACUUCAUGGAAAAAUAGCUGUGGCACAUAAUGGCGAAUUAGUUAAUGCUGUGCGCUUAAGGAAAAAGCUUCUGCGUCAUGGUAUUGGUCUGUCAACAAGUUCUGAUAGUGAAAUGAUCACCCAGCUACUGGCUUAUACCCCUCCUCAGGAACAAGAUGACACCCCAGACUGGGUAGCAAGGAUUAAAAAUUUAAUGAAGGAAGCACCCACAGCAUACUCUCUGCUUAUAAUGCACAAAGAUGUGAUUUAUGCAGUCCGAGAUCCCUAUGGAAAUCGUCCUUUAUGCAUUGGUCGUCUUAUUCCUAUUUCUGAUAUAAAUGAUAAAGAAAAAAAAACAUCAGAAACGGAAGGAUGGGUGGUGUCUUCAGAAUCUUGUAGCUUUUUAUCUAUCGGUGCAAGAUAUUACCGUGAAGUCUUGCCUGGAGAAAUUGUGGAAAUAUCCAGACAUAAAGUCCAAACUCUUGACAUUAUACCAAGGUCUGAAGGAAACGCAAUGGCUUUCUGUAUCUUUGAAUACGUUUAUUUUGCAAGACCAGAUAGUAUAUUUGAAGACCAGAUGGUUUACACAGUAAGAUAUCGUUGUGGUCAGCAGCUGGCCAUUGAAGCCCCCGUGGAUGCAGAUUUGGUCAGCACUGUCCCAGAAUCCGCUACACCUGCUGCUCUUGGUUAUGCAACAAAGUGUGGGCUUCCAUACGUGGAGGUGCUAUGUAAAAACCGGUAUGUAGGAAGAACAUUCAUUCAGCCAAACAUGAGGUUAAGACAACUUGGUGUUGCGAAAAAAUUUGGAGUACUGUCAGACAACUUUAAAGGAAAAAGAAUUGUUCUUGUAGAUGAUUCAAUUGUGAGAGGCAAUACCAUCUCACCCAUAAUCAAGUUACUCAAAGAAUCUGGUGCAAAAGAGGUACAUAUUCGCGUAGCUUCACCACCAAUUAGAUAUCCAUGCUUCAUGGGAAUAAACAUACCAACAAAAGAAGAGCUUAUUGCCAAUAAACCAGAAUUUGAGCAUAUUUCAGAUUAUCUAGGAGCGAACAGUGUUGUAUAUCUGUCAGUAGAAGGACUGGUUUCAUCUGUGCAAGAAGGAAUAACACUGAAAAAACAGAGAGUGAAAAAGCAAGACAUUAUGGCUCAAGAAAAUGGGAAUGGUCUGGAAUGUUUUGAAAACAAUGGUCAUUGUACAAAGGAAGAUAUUAUGAUUCAAGAAAAUGGGAAUGGUCUGGAAUGUUUUGAAAAGAAUGAUCAUUGUACAGCUUGUCUGACUGGAAAAUACCCUGUGGAACUGGAAUGGUAG
Molecule: messenger RNA, 1623 nt
Organism: Budorcas taxicolor (takin)
Lineage: Eukaryota; Metazoa; Chordata; Mammalia; Artiodactyla; Bovidae
Gene: PPAT
Product: phosphoribosyl pyrophosphate amidotransferase
Exons: 11
Coding region: 1-1623 (540 amino acids)
Biological process (GO): purine nucleotide biosynthetic process; purine nucleobase biosynthetic process
Molecular function (GO): amidophosphoribosyltransferase activity
Source: RefSeq, a predicted model, not a curated record